This is a messenger RNA of Hirsutella rhossiliensis, 507 nucleotides long. Its product is annotated as pyridoxamine 5'-phosphate oxidase domain-containing protein. Lineage: Eukaryota; Fungi; Ascomycota; Sordariomycetes; Hypocreales; Ophiocordycipitaceae. The record is from RefSeq and is a predicted model, not a curated record. The coding region runs from base 1 to 507 and encodes 168 amino acids. The transcript is spliced from 4 exons.
AUGGGUCGAUACGAGCUCGAGCAUCCCAAGGACACGGUUAAUCUCAAGCGUCACGGCGAACGAGCCUCGUCAACACCUCUUAGAUCCUUCAUGUCUUCUUCGACAACCACCCCCGGCUCCCCCUUCCCCGUCAUCCUGCCCAUGAUCAACCACAUGGACUCCUUCGACCGCCCCAGCGCCCCCCUCGGCGGCCCGCUGGACUUCUACCUUCACGGCUGCGUCUCAGCCCGCAUGUUCAACGCCUCCCGCUUUGCCGGCAUGCCCGUCUGUGUUGCCGCCUCACACGUCGACGGCCUGCUACAGCUGCAACUACCGUUCGGCCGUGCUCUUCGGCCACGCGUCCUGGUGGAGUCGGAAGAGGAGAGGCUCUACGCCAUGGAGCUCGUCAUGAAUAGCCCGAUCCCGAGCCCUCACAACAGGGUCGAGCUUCCUCAGUAUGCCUCGGCGUUCUGCGACGGCUUUGCCAAGGACAACAGAGAGAAUAGCAUCGCGGCUACAAGAAAGUAG